Molecule: messenger RNA, 4490 nt
Organism: Loxodonta africana (African savanna elephant)
Lineage: Eukaryota; Metazoa; Chordata; Mammalia; Proboscidea; Elephantidae
Gene: STC2
Product: stanniocalcin 2
Exons: 4
Coding region: 331-1239 (302 amino acids)
Biological process (GO): intracellular calcium ion homeostasis
Cellular component (GO): extracellular region
Molecular function (GO): hormone activity
Source: RefSeq, a predicted model, not a curated record
AAACGGGCCGGGGUCUCGGAUUGGUCCAGCCGCCAGGACAACACCUGCUCGACUCCUUCAUUCAAGUGACACCAGAGCUUCCAGGGAUAUUUGAGGCACCAUCCCUGCAUUGCCAGGCACUCGCGGCGCUGCUAACGGCCUGGUCACAUGCUCUCCGGAGAGCUACGGGAGGGCGCUGGGUAACCUCUAUCCGAGCCGCGGCCGCGAGGAGGAGGGAAAAGGCGAGCAAGGAAGAAGAGUGGGAGGAGGAGGGGAAGCGGAGAAGGAGGAGGAAAAGGAGGGGAGCACAAAGAAUCCAGGUCUCCCGGCGAGAGGUUUAUACCAAGAACCAUGUGUGCCGAGCGGCUGGGCCAGCUCGUGACCCUGGCUUUGGUGUUGGCCACCUUCGACCCGGCGCAGGGAACCGACGCUACCAACCCGCCCGAGGGUCUCCAAGACAGGGGCUCCCAGCAGAAAGGCCGCCUGUCCCUGCAGAACACAGCGGAAAUCCAGCACUGUUUGGUCAAUGCCGGAGAUGUGGGAUGCGGCGUGUUUGAGUGUUUUGAGAACAAUUCUUGUGAGAUCCGGGGCUUACAUGGAAUUUGCAUGACUUUCCUGCACAACGCUGGAAAAUUUGAUGCCCAGGGCAAGUCGUUCAUCAAAGAUGCCUUGAAGUGUAAGGCCCAUGCUCUGCGGCACAGGUUUGGCUGCAUAAGCCGAAAGUGCCCCGCCAUCAAGGAAAUGGUGUUCCAGUUGCAGCGAGAAUGCUACCUCAAGCACGACCUGUGCUCUGCCGCCCAGGAGAACACCCAGGUGAUGGUUGAGAUGAUCCACUUCAAGGACUUACUGCAACAGGAGCCCUACGUGGACCUGGUGAACCUGCUGCUGACCUGUGGAGAGGAGGUGAAGGAGGCUAUCACCCACAGUGUGCAGGCUCAGUGUGAACAGAACUGGGGGAGCCUGUGCUCCAUCUUGAGCUUCUGCACCUCGGCCAUCCAGAGGCCCCCCACGGCAUCCCCUGAGCGCCAGCUCCAGGUGGACAGAGUCAAGCUUGCCAGGUCCCACCAUGGAGAAGUGGGCCACCACCUCGCAGAGCCCAGCAGUAGGGAGACUGGCAGAGGGGCCAAGGGCGAGCGAGGCAGCAGGAGCUACCCAAAUGCCCACGCCCGGGGCAGAGCUGGGAGCCACGGGGCCCAGGGAUCUUCUGGAAGCAACGAGUGGGAGGAUGAACAAUCUGAAUAUUCUGAUAUCCGGAGGUGAAAUGAGAGGCCUGACCAUGAAAUCUUGCCUCCACGCCGUCCAUUUUCUUAUCUAUGGACAUUCCAAAACAUUUACCAUUAAAGAGGGGGGAUGUCACACGCAGGAUUUUGUGGGAAUUGUGGACUUCAUGAAGGUGUAUGUUAGCGGAAUGAACAGGUGAGAUGGAGCUCCUUAGGCAGCGAGGUCUCGGUUGUACCUGGUGAAUUCUGCACUUACACAUAGUCAAGUGAGUGCGUCGUCCUUGUUGUAACUUUGUCUUCUUUCAAGCCCCUGGAACCAGUGGGAGGCUGUCUGCUGAUUACUCUGUUGUGGGGGAGGUGAGCUGGGGAGGGGCAGGGUUAAGGGCGCCCACCUGGGCAGGACCACAUACCUGGUGCUGGGUUUCCGCCCCAUGGCUUCUAGUGCCAUCUUCCAGGAGGAGGGCGGCUGGAUUCCGCAGGUCAGGAGUGAAUGUAAAGAUAUCCCUGAGGGGACAGGCAGAGAGGAGGCAGGGGCCACGCGGGUGCUUGGUGCCAAACCGAAAUUCAGUUUUUUGCAUGGGACCUUGAGGUUUAGAGCUGCUUGGGAGCAGGGGAGGGUUCUAAGUGUCAUUUCUGAGCCAUCGUUCUGUCUGCGGGGACCCUGUCUGAGGGAGUGGCCCCCGUGUGUUUGUAUCUUAACCACUGCUUCCAACCUUGAUUUCACUUUUUUAUUUAUCCAGUUACGUCUACAUAUCUGUCGUCUAAAUAAAUGGCUUUCAAACAAAGCAACUGGGUCAUUAAAACCAGCUCAAAGGGGGAGAAAAGCCUAGGCCAUCCUUUGGAGCUGAUUUAUUUUCUUAAGUGCUAUUUAAAAAGGAAUCAAACAGAGCAAUGUAUCUGCAUCUAACCGCCUGACGUGGGCUCAUACCCACUCGGGGCCAGCCUUUACGCAGGGAGGAAACACGCACCGGAGGACAUCGGACAGAUUUCGCUGAGAAUUUUGUCAGCUCACCUUGACCCUCAGCCAAGGUUGAUAAAGUGCUCUACCGUCAGUUCAGAGAAGCCAAAUGGGAAAAGGGAGAAGAGAAUGAAUGAAGGCUGCUUAUUCAUUUCCAGCAAGGAACGCAGACCUUUCACAUAAAUGGACGAGACUGUCGAAAACCUCCAAGGAACAAGAUUUUCCAGACCCUAAUUGGAAACUUAGCAAUGAGGAGAAAAGUGAACGUGGACAAAGGAAAAGCAGAGAGGAGAGAGAGAACUAAAAAUAAGAGGGAGGGAGGGAGAGGGUUAUAAUAGAAAGUGUCAGCAGUGGGUUUCUUGCUGUUAUUUAAAACAUCUCAUGGGCAGGCCUCUUAAUAGGCUAGCAAAUUAAAGCUUAUUCUUUCUUGCAGCCAGUGCUCAGACAGGAGCCCAGCAAGGAUGGAGAGCGUGUUCUGGACCAGGUCCUUCUAGAACAGGGGUUGGCGAAUUUCUUCUGGAAAGGGCCUGAGAGUAAUUACAGUAUUUUCUGUCACAACUAUUUAACUGCCCUUGUAGAGCAAAAGCAUCCGUUAAAAGAAUCCAUAAAUAAAUAAGCUUGGCUGCGUUCCAACAAAACAUUAUUUAACUUGUGCCCAGCUAGAUUUGGCCCUUGGGCCGUAGUUUACCAAUCCCUGCUGGAGUGAAUGGGCAAAAGAUAUGCAUCCUCCUUUGUAUAUCAACCCAUGAGCUCUCCCUCAAAACAGUCUGAGGCCAGAGGCAAGGAAGAAGCUAAAUUUAUCUACUCUGAUUUAUUCUAGGGAAUAAAUCCAUUACCGUCGAGCCAAUGCUGACUCACGGCAACCCCACAUGUGUCAGAGUAGAACUGUGCUGCAUAGAGUUUUCAAUGGCUGAUCUUUCGGAAGUAGGUCGCCAGGCCUUUCUUCCGAAGCACUCUGGGCAGGCUCGAGUUGCCAGUCUUUCAGUUAGCUGUUAACUGCUUGCAUCACCCAGGGAUUCCAUUCCAGGGAACGCUCACACCUAAAACGCAACUGGUAUCGAUAUACCCAAAAUCCCGUCUCCUUGCCGCCAGGACAUGGUGCUGGGGGUCACCUCCUGGCUUUUUGAUGAUAACUGUUGAAAAUCGCUUUGGGUGUUGGGGAAUGGGUAUAACAUGCAGGGAGAAGCACCAGGUGGGGGAGGGGAGAACAGAGGAGUCUGGUACACUUAGUGGUGCUGUGCGCUGGGGGUGAAGGGAGGAUGUCCGGAGUGUCAGGCCCUGCCGUGGGAACGUAAACCAGGACUGUCUCACGCUGGUGGCGCUUCAGCACAUUGACCGUUUUACUCAUGUCACUCAAAAGCUAAAGCAGUAACAUUCUCCAGCGUUGCUCGGUCUGCUGCUUGUUAGCCAGCUCCUCGCCUGGGUGUGUGAGAGGCGCCACUUCUAUGCGUUCCUCAGUCUAAAUGUUGUAUGUGUUCACCCACUGACGUCCCAUCGGUUGCUUCUACUGUAAAUACACGUUGUUUGUAUUUAUUAUUUCUAUGUUUCCCCCUCAUGGCAUACCAUCACUUACUAUGUUCAUCUGAACCCCUUUACUGAGCUCUGUUGUGUACUUUCCAUGCCACUGGUUUGUGUUUUCUCAAAAGUCAGGUCAAUAUCAUUUCAUUCUGCUUCCUGAUGUUAUUGAAAGCAUGCCAUCGUAUUUAUUGCUAAGGUUCUUUUGCUCAAAACUGAGGGAAGCCCAAAUGCUUAUAAGCGUUUAUCAAGGCGCUUGUACCAUCUGAAAUGUAAGCAAAAGAGUCAUUAAAAAUAGAGCCUCUCGUUGGUCUUCAUGCUUCAUACAAAUUUACUCAUGAGCCUUCCUUUGAGGAAGGAUGUUGAUCUCUAAAUACAGAUAUGGUGUUUAUUUUGAGCAUCUCGUCUUAAUAAGAUCAUCUAAACACCUCUCCUUUGUAUUAAUGAACAGCUCUGUUAUUCUGAAAUGGGAGGACUGACUAUAGGGAAAUGCUAACACCCAAAAUGAAGUAAACAGAAACCACCAGCCCACAGUAGUAGUCACACUUUGACACACACACACACAAAGAGAAAUGUAAACUCAAACCAAGUAAAAGGCUUUGCUACAACAACUUGGAAAAACAAUGCUUCCAGUGGCCAUUUCCUAGGGAAGAACAACCUCGUCUGAUCUCGGAAUUAGCACCACGUGGGCUUGCUAAGUCACAAUAUCUGUUUCUGUUAUGGGUUUAGGCCACAGGACCUGUAUCUUGUCACAGUGCAUCCUUUUUCUGCAAGCAUUAAUAAAGCUUUUAAAUUACCACCUUCCACUUGUGCACCAU